Molecule: messenger RNA, 9452 nt
Organism: Equus caballus (horse)
Lineage: Eukaryota; Metazoa; Chordata; Mammalia; Perissodactyla; Equidae
Gene: RALGAPA2
Product: Ral GTPase activating protein catalytic subunit alpha 2
Biological process (GO): regulation of small GTPase mediated signal transduction; positive regulation of GTPase activity
Cellular component (GO): nucleus; cytoplasm
Molecular function (GO): GTPase activator activity
Source: RefSeq, a predicted model, not a curated record
CCGCCCCUCCUUCCUGGAGCCACAGCUGAGGCGGCGGCAGCGGCGGCCCAGCGGGGGGGCGGCGAGUGGCCCGCGCGACACGCGCCGGCCCCGACUCUAUGUGGUGACUCGCGCGGCGCAGGCGUCUCCUGCCCCGCCGGCGGGGCCCGGGAUUCCCGCGGCGGGAUGUUCUCCCGAAGGAGCCACGGGGAUGUGAAGAAGUCCACCCAGAAGGUGCUAGACCCCAAGAAGGACGUGCUGACCCGCCUGAAGCACCUGCGGGCGCUGCUGGAUAAUGUGGAUACAAGUGAUCUUAAGCAGUUUUUUGAGACCAACUAUUCUCAGAUAUAUUUCAUCUUCUAUGAAAAUUUUAUAACACUGGAAAAUAGUUUGAAAUUAAAAGGGAAUAAUAAGUCACAAAGGGAGGAGCUGGACUCCAUCCUCUUUCUUUUUGAAAAGAUACUGCAGUUUCUACCUGAACGAAUUUUCUUUCGAUGGCAUUACCAGAGUAUAGGCUCAACUUUAAAGAAGCUUCUACACACUGGAAAUUCUAUUAAGAUAAGAUGUGAAGGAAUCAGACUGUUUCUUUUGUGGCUUCAAGCACUUCAGACAAACUGUGCCGAAGAGCAGGUGCUGAUUUUUGCUUGCCUCGUGCCUGGUUUCCCAGCGAUCAUGUCAUCUAGAGGGCCCUGCACGCUGGAGACACUCAUCAAUCCUAGCCCUAGUGCGGCUGAUGCAAAGAUAUAUCCAGAAGAAAUUACUCCACUCCUGCCAGCCGUAUCAGGGGAAAAGAUUGCUGAGGACCAAACGUGCUUUUUUCUUCAAAUACUGUUGAAAUAUAUGGUUAUUCAGGCUGCAAGCUUGGAGUGGAAGAAUAAGGAGAAUCAAGAUACUGGUUUUAAAUUUCUUUUUACAUUGUUUCGAAAGUAUUAUCUUCCUCAUUUAUUUCCAUCAUUUACUAAGUUAACAAACAUCUACAAACCUGUGCUUGACAUCCCCCAUUUGAGACCAAAGCCAGUGUACGUUACUACAACUCGAGACAAUGAAAACAUUUACAGUACAAAAAUUCCAUACAUGGCAGCUCGGGUUGUUUUUAUUAAGUGGAUUGUAACUUUCUUUUUGGAAAAAAAGUAUCUAACUACAACACAAAACACUAAAAAUGGAGUUGAUGUGUUGCCUAAAAUCAUACAGACUGUUAGUGGUGGUGCGGGGCAAGAGAAGGCGCCGGAGAUGGAUGGUGGCGGGCCCACAGAGCAGGACAAAAGCCAUUCUAACAGCAGCACCUUGUCUGACCGAAGACUCAGCAACUCUAGCCUUUGUAGCAUUGAGGAAGAGCACCGAACCGUGUAUGAAAUGGUGCAGCGGAUUCUCUUGUCAACACGAGGUUAUGUCAAUUUUGUCAAUGAAGUAUUUCGCCAGGCGUUUUUAUUGCCUUCCUGUGACAUAGCUGUAACAAGAAAAGUAGUUCAAGUGUACAGAAAGUGGAUCCUCCAGGACAAACCUGUGUUCAUGGAGGAACCAGAUAAAAAAGAAGUUGCCCAAGAAGAUUCUGAAAAAUUAGAAUUUUCAGAGACUGACAACAAGGAGACCUCGUCUGAAAGUUCCGGUCAUAAGCGAUCUUCCAGUUGGGGACGAACCUACUCCUUCACAAAUGCGGUGAACAGAGGGUGUGUGGCAGAGGAGGAAAAUAAGAAUGUGAGAGCCGGGGCCCAGGCCAUGCUGCAGGUGUUUUUGACAAAUGCUGCAAAUGUUUUUUUGUUGGAACCAUGUGCUGAAGUUCCCAUGCUCUUGAAAGAACAAGUUGAUGCUUGUAAAGCUGUUUUGAUUAUUUUUAGGCGCAUGAUAAUGGAGCUUACAAUGAAUAAAAAGACAUGGGAACAGAUGUUGCAAAUACUACUCAGGAUAACAGAAGCUGUCAUGCAGAAGCCAAAGGAUAAACAAAUAAAGGACUUGUUUGCCCAGAGCUUGGCAGGGAUACUGUUUAGGACGCUCCUUGUGGCUUGGAUCCGGGCAAACCUCUGUGUGUACAUUUCUCGAGAGCUCUGGGAUGACUUUCUUGGUGUGCUGUCCUCCCUCACGGAAUGGGAGGAACUCAUAAACGAGUGGGCCAACAUCAUGGACUCCUUGACAGCAGUGCUUGCGAGAACCGUUUAUGGAGUUGAGAUGACAAACCUACCUCUGGACAAAUUAAGUGAACAAAAGGAAAAGAAGCAACGAGGCAAAGGCUGUGUUCUGGAUUCUCAGAAAGGAACCACUGUGGGGAGAUCCUUUUCUCUCAGCUGGCGGAGCCACCCAGAUGUGACGGAGCCAAUGCGGUUUAGGAGUGCCACCACAUCAGGGGCGCCAGGAGUCGAGAAAGCAAGAAAUAUUGUUCGCCAAAAAGCAACUGCUAAGCGAAGCCAGUCUAUCAGCAACUGUGUUCACCUUUCUGAGGCUUUGCCUGCCACUAAAAGCGUCCCGCUCCUCCUUCACACCGUGAGCGCUCUCUUCCCUGGUCUCUCUUACUCCUCUUGUUCUCACAGGCUGUCAGAAGUGGAAGAGUGUCAGCAGUUGGAAAACGCACCCGCAGUUGAGUCUGGCCGCCUGGCGGCUGAGCAGCAGCAGCUUUUCCGGAGCAGCAGCUCGCCUGAUGUCGCUGAGCCCCUUUGCUCAGACUCUUCUCAGGCUCUAGGUCAAAAAGUAGAAGAUGCAGAGAAUUUGAGUUCUUCAGAGCCUAAGCCUGUUCAAGAGGAUAAAGGACAUGUGAAGAAAGAACAUGAAGGGAUCUUAGUUCGAAGAAGCAGCAGCCCUGCUGAAUUGGAUUUAAAAGAUGAUUUGCAACAGACGCAAGGAAAAUGUAGAGAAAGACAGAAGAGUGAAAGUGUCAGCAGUGACACAGCUCUGGGCUAUAACGGUGAGGCCGAGCUGUCCAUGAGCCCAUGGCAGACCUAUGAGGAAGACCCAGAACUGAACACUCCUACAGAUGUUGUGGCAGACUCCGAUGCCCGCCAUUGGUUACAACUGAGUCCCACCGAUGUUUCAAACUUAACAGAUAGCAGCGAAUGCCUUGCAGAUGACUGUAGCAUCGUCGCUGGAGGGACCCUCGCUGGUUGGCAUCCAGACUCGGCUGCUGUGUUGUGGAGAAGAGUCCUGGGAAUUCUUGGAGAUGUGAAUAAUAUCCAGUCACCUAAGAUUCAUGCCAAGGUUUUUGGCUAUCUCUAUGAACUCUGGUACAAACUAGCAAAGAUACGGGAUAAUCUAGCAAUAAGCCUGGAUAACCAGUCUUCUCCAUCUCCCCCGGUCUUGAUCCCACCGCUCAGAAUGUUUGCAUCAUGGCUUUUUAAGGCGACAACAUUGCCAAAUGAAUAUAAGGAAGGCAAACUACAAGCCUACAAACUGAUCUGUGCCAUGAUGACCCGACGCCAGGACGUGCUGCCAAACUCGGACUUCCUGGUGCAUUUUUACCUUGUGAUGCACCUUGGAUUAACCAGUGAGGAUCAGGAUAUCUUAAAUACCAUUGUAAGGCACUGUCCACCCCGCUUUUUCUCCCUGGGUUUGCCUGGCUUCUCAAUGCUGGUGGGGGACUUCAUCACGGCCGCUGCCAGGGUCCUCAGUACAGACAUGCUGGCGGCGCCUCGUUCAGAAGCUCUCACCAUUCUUGGUUCUCUUGUCUGCUUUCCAAAUGCCUACCGGGAGAUCCCUCUACUGCAGUCAGUGCCAGAGGUUAAUGAAGUCAUUACAGGAGCCAAAGAUGUCAAGCAUUACCUCAUAAAUAUUUUACUGAAGAAUGCCACAGAGGAACCAAAUGAAUGUGCAAGAUGCAUUGCCAUUUGCUCCCUUGGGGUCUGGAUUUGUGAAGAACUUGCGCAGUGUACAAGCCAUCCUCAGCUGAAAGCAGCCAUCAAUGUGAUAGGUGUCACUUUGAAGUUUCCUAACAAAAUCGUGGCUCAGGUAGCCUGUGAUGUUCUUCAGUUGCUGGUUUCCUACUGGGAAAAGCUUCAGAUGUUUGAAACCUCUUUGCCUCGGAAAAUUGCAGAAAUCCUUGUGGCCACAAUUGCUUUUCUUUUACCAAGUGCGGAGUACUCCUCAGUGGAAACAGAUAAGAAGUUUAUUGUGUCCUUACUGCUCUGCCUCUUGGACUGGUGCAUGGCGUUGCCGGUGAACACCCUUCUCCACCCAGUGUCCACAGCGGCCCUGGAGGAGCAACACUCAGCCAGAGCCCCUUUGCUGGAUUAUAUCUACAGGGUUCUGCACUGCUGUGUUUGUGGCUCAAGCACAUACACCCAACAAAGUCACUACACGUUGACCCUGGCCGACCUGUCAUCCACAGAUUACGACCCCUUCCUGCCGCUGGCAAAUGUGAGGAAUUCUGAGCCAGUCCAAUAUCAUUCAUCAGCAGAACUGGGAAACCUGCUUACUGUUGAAGAGGAGAGGAGGAGGAGAAGUUUGGAGCUGAUCCCUCUGACUGCCAGAGUGGUGAUGGCCCACCUGGUGAACCACCUGGGGCACUUCCCCCUCCGUGGGGGCCCUGCUGUGCUACACAGCCUGGUCAGCGAGAACCAUGACAAUGUGCAUGCGGAAGCCUCUGAGCUCUCCUCCGAAGUGUUCAGGAGCCCAAACCUGCAGCUGUUUGUAUUUAACGACAGCACCCUCAUCUCCUACCUUCAAACGCCCUCAGAAGGACCGGCAGGCGGAUCACCAGUGGGCGCCCUCUCGGAUGUGAGAGUUAUUGUGAGGGAUAUCUCAGGGAAGUACUCUUGGGAUGGGAAGGUUUUAUAUGGACCUUCGGAAGGCUGCUUAGCACCAAAAGGCAGAAGUCCUGCAUUUCUGAUUUCAGGCUGGCAUCAUCAAGCAGUUGGACCUCAGAAAGAUUGUUCUCAAACUGAGGAGGGAGAUGAUGUCCUCGACAAAUUACUUGAAAACAUUGGCCACACAAGUCCUGAGUGCCUUUUACCAUCGCAGCUAAAUCUAAAUGAGCCUUCCCCACCCCCACGUGGAAUGAACCGUGACCAAGAGAAGGAAAUCAUCAAGGUCAUUUUGCACCAGAAUGCACAAGAAGACGAGUAUGUUCAGAGGUGUAACUCUGAUUUGGCCAUGAAAGUCACCAGCCAGGAGCAGCCCUCACCAGUGGAGCCCCGAGGACCCUUUUAUUUCUGCAGGCUGUUGCUUGAUGACUUGGGAAUGAAUUCUUGGGACAAAAGGAAGAAUUUUCAUCUGUUGAAGAAAAAUUCAAAAUUAUUGAGAGAGCUAAAAAAUCUGGACUCCCGUCAGUGCCGUGAAACACACAAAAUUGCAGUAUUUUACAUUGCUGAAGGUCAAGAAGACAAGUGUUCAAUCCUUUCCAAUGAAAGAGGAAGCCAAGCAUAUGAAGACUUUGUUGCUGGACUUGGAUGGGAGGUGGAUCUCUCAACCCACUGUGGGUUCAUGGGUGGACUUCAGCGCAACGGCAGCACAGGGCAGACCGCCCCUUAUUAUGCUACCUCAACCGUGGAAGUGAUUUUCCACGUUUCAACUCGGAUGCCGUCAGACUCAGAUGAUUCACUCACCAAAAAGCUCCGUCACUUGGGGAAUGAUGAGGUCCACAUCGUCUGGUCUGAACACUCCAGGGACUACCGCAGGGGCAUUAUCCCAACUGCCUUUGGAGAUGUUUCAAUCAUUAUUUACCCAAUGAAGAAUCACAUGUUCUUUAUCGCUAUCACGAAGAAACCCGAGGUUCCAUUUUUUGGGCCUCUGUUUGAUGGAGCCAUAGUGAGUGGGAAGCUACUGCCAAGCCUUAUAUGUGCCACGUGCAUCAAUGCCAGCAGGGCUGUGAAGUGCCUCAUCCCACUCUACCAGAGCUUCUAUGAAGAGCGAGCUCUGUAUCUUGAAGCAGUAAUUCAGAACCACCGUGAAGUAAUGACAUUUGAGGAUUUCGCAGCCCAAGUCUUUUCUCCCUCUCCCAGCUCCUCCCUCGGUGGAACGGAUUAAAAUACAUAAAGGUCUCAUUGCAAUAUUUGAGCAAGGGCCCUAGCCGCCAGCCCACCACAUGGCGCCUCUUGGUGAGGAGACUGCCCUACCGCCCCACCUCAAACCCCCAAACCCAGAGACUCCAGGACACGUUGCUUUGCUAGCACCCUCAGCAAGUGUGCUUGUUAAUGGCCUUCUGAAGUUAGACGUGAACCCACCGAAUUGUUGUGGAUUGAACCUUCAAAUGAGGCGGUGUCAUCUUGCCUGAAACCUCAUGAACCUUGGGCUUUGAAGGAAGAAAAGAAAAAGUCACCAACAGAGAGUCUGCCCCGCUCUCCCGUGGGCGUUGGUGUGGCUGGCCCGGGCAGAGCCAGCAGGAGAAGAUUCUGGGCUUUCAGGGAGGGCAGAGGGCAGCUGGUUUCUGUACCCGAAGUUACCUCCUCUCAUUUAUAAACUCAAGUGAGAUUAACAGAGGGACCAGCCAAACAACUGUCACAUUGUUUGAGGAAUGUUCUCUGCAUUGAUUUUGCUAGUUCUUCCUAUGUUAGGAUUUGUGAUUUACUCAAAAAUUUCAUCAUGGAAAUUGGCUCUCCCUGGGGUCUUGAGCCCAUGAGAAGUUUUACCUCAGUUGCUGAGUGUUUUUCCACCUGGUGCCUGAGACCCACUAACUGGGGAGAGGUUUUCCUGACCAUCCUGGAGGCCCUCCAGGUUGUGACAGUGAUGCUCCUGUCACAGAACACUCAGAUGGUUCUAGAAGUGCAGGGUCCUGUCCCUGCGAAGUUCCCGUAGGUCAGGAAACCUUCCAAGGCUCCACUCAACACAGGGCCGCGUCAGCACAAGGUGCCCCCAGCUCGGGCAGUGGACUGAGACGGGCACCCCAGGAAUGUCUGUCUGCCUCCGAGAGCUUCCCCUACCCGCUGCCGAGAGGGUGCCACGGCAGGGGCCCUAGAAACCCUUCCUGUCACGUGGAGUCUUAGGGUAACAGAUUCCAAGCAAGAGACAGGAUCCAAGAAAGGCAUGUUGAGCCUGUUUGGAAAAAAAUGAAAAGCUCCCCUUCCAUCUGUGCUUGCCCAGCACCCUUGCUGGGGUCUGUGGGUGUCAGCAACAGAGAAGUCAGACAACAGAGAAGUCCUGUUUGGUGCAGGCCCUUGGCCUGUCUCCAUAGCAAGCCCUCGGCCCACGACGGAGAGCAGCACGAAGAACACUGCCACUAACCAAGGGCCCAAGAAAGGCUGGCCAUGAGGAUAUUCUCCUGCCUCUCCCUGCCCUCUGCCUCUCUACUCUUGUGCCCACUGUCAUUACCCACAGCCUGCUCUGCUCACCUUUCUGGUGAGCCCACUGAGCCUAAUCACCCUGUCACAGCCGCCAUUUUCACUGACCUGUCAGUUCUUUCCAUCAGCCAUGGAGUUGGUUUGGCUGGUACCUGACCUUUGCAGGAGAGACGGGCAGACCCAGGAGCCAGACUUGCCUUGGGGACAAGUGAGAAAGGAUUGAGACAGUCAUUUCUAUUAGAAGGAUGGACCUUCUAGUUCUGGAGAGAAUUUGUUUUUCUCCUUUAUAGAGGGUUGCAAGCAGGGCUGGAGGCCCAGGCCCAGAGACAGAGCAGCCUGAGCACACUCCGAACAUCAGAGAUCGAGGGGCAGUCCAAACAGAAGACGCGAGCCGUGGGUUGUUCUGUAAAUGGCCUGAUCUGUUCACUUAUUGAGGGGCUCAAUGGCAGUAUGGAGGGUGACUGAUAGUCACAGCAUUUUCCGCUCUGUCAGCAAGUGUCAUGAUUCUUACCUUCCCACCCUCCCCCAUUUUCUGAUGACUUGAGCUUUCUGGUCAGCAUGGUUUGGCCCAUAUUGCUCAGACUCGAGACUCUGGUCAAGCUGCUUUGUGUGACAUUUACAAAGGACCCCGACCUCGUUCCUGCAGAGAAGGGCAUCACAUGUUCCUGGCUCCAGAGUCCCAUGUAGUCUCUGACGCAAGUAGCUUCUGGGAGAGCACUUCACCUUCAGGCUCUAGAAACCCCCGUUGCAGAAUUCUUGGAUUUAGUCCAAGUGUCAGAAGUUGGAAGUCACAUUGGACUCUUGCUCCAUGGUUCCCUUUUCUCUGUGGGAGCCAGUCUUCCUGACCCUGGAGUGGGAGACUCGGUUGUAGGCAGCAAAUAUCCAGACCUUCCUGUGAUCCCUAAUGAUUUUAACAACUCACGACCCCAGGUUACUGCCAACAGUUUUGUGACUGGAGCUUUCUCUAAGCCGACUCUUCUCAGUAACGACUCUGGUUGGGAGAUUUGGGAUGGGGGAACAGGGAAUCUGGCGACAAGAUUGCUCAUAAUCACGUAGACUUGAAUCAUUUUGUUAUUUGGGGUGGAAAAUUGAAAUGAUCAAGGUUUUUUUUUUUUCACCUAGAAAAGCAAACAUUGUGCUUUUGUAAUAAAUGCCUUUCAGCAGAAUUGCAGAGGGUCACUCACCCGGUGGGGACCCGCCUGAGUCACAGUGCUGACUUCAUCAUUAGUAGGGCAGCCAUCUGUAAACAAGAGUGGCCCUAAUUGGCUCAAAAUGGUAAGACCCGUUGGCUUCCAGGCUGGGCCAGGCCAGCCCCCUCACUUGUCUACACGCUGAUGUCCAUCUAAAGCAAAGCUGAUAUUCUGUAGUCUCAGUGAGUAGGUUCUUGUACUUAAAAGAGCAUAGUAAUUCUACAAACUGACUCUUUUUUAAAUAGUAAAACCUUAAGUAAACAGAAGUGAGGAAAUUUAGCUUGGAUAAGUGACUGUCCCAGUAUCUUCAUCCAGUUAAGGCUGCAGCUCCUCAGAGCCGCUGAGAGGAUGGGGUGGUUUAAGCCUUGACUUGGUGACAGGGGCUGACCGAUGGGACCCUUAGCCUUACAAGCAAGAGAUCGCGCAGAUCCGUAGACAAUGCAAAUCACAUCCUCCUGACCUUCCUCAGGCGUGACCACCUGUGCUUCCUUUAUUGUUAUAUUUGUAUCAUCUGAAGGGUUGAGGGGUCCUUUAAAACUUACUGUGAUGUCUUAUAUGUAACUGUGUUACGUUAAUACCUAGUAAAGGGGAAUGUCCGCACUGAAGGGAAAUUCAACAUGAGACAACCAUCGUUUUAGUUGCACUCAAUAUCUAUGUAUGACAUACACAUUAAGUGAAUGUUUUCAGGUCUACAAUAUUUAGUACAUGUAAAUAAGGAAAAAAUUUGAUAAAAAUGGUAAAUUAAGUUAUAGUGUGUCACUUGAUUUUUAUUUUGCUAUCUCUUGUUAUUUAAUUUUCCUAAUGCUCCACAUCUAGGUUUAUGUCUAGGUGAGAUAGGCCUUUACGUAUAACCCACUUUUGCAGGCGGGUGUGUGCGCCACGACACACUGCAGCAGAGCGUGCCACGCCCGGAAAAGCACACAGCUCCCCCGAUGACCGCCACUUGCCUCCAGUUUACCCUCUUUUUCUCUUUAAUUCUGAUUUACUGUGAUGAUUUAAUAAAGUAGAAACACAGCACUUGAGUGCCAUAUGUUUCAUUUGUUUUCAAUAUAGUUUGCAGGAAAAUAAAGUUUAUCCUGGCAUCUAA